Messenger RNA from Elaeis guineensis (African oil palm), 1022 nucleotides. Lineage: Eukaryota; Viridiplantae; Streptophyta; Magnoliopsida; Arecales; Arecaceae. The record is from RefSeq and is a predicted model, not a curated record.
AUGGUCGUGCUGUGUGGAUUUGGUAUAUGUAGUACUGAAGGGCAGCUUGGUGGAUUACGGAUCAGUGACACAGUGGUUAUAUCAUGGUACAAGGGUAUGUCGAGGAUCAAGACAUCUGGGAUGAGCAGUGCUUGGUUUGAGAGGCAAAGCUUUAGAGUUGACACAGAGGUGUUGAGCUGCGGAGCACUUUUGGGAAGAGUCUAUGUUAUGGCACGGAGUACAAUAGUGUUGCCAGGCAGGGGCAUAAAAGUACAAGCGUGGCUGUGGCUGGACUGCUGCGUGCUUAUUGGAAGGUGGCAUGUGCGAAUAAUAUGCAAUAAGGUUUUUAAUGAUUUCGCUGAUAAAGAGAAGAGAUCCUUGUCAUUGAAUGAUCUCCAUGCUGCAACCUUGCGGGUUUAUAAUUCUGUGAACAAGCAAUUCCUUAGUCCUCAUAAGGAACCUCCUUCUAUGAUAGAAGUGGCUGAUAAAAUAGAGGCAUGCCGCUCCCAAGGAAUUGAAGCAAUAAAACGGGAAGAGUUCUAUACAUUAAUCAUGGAAUGGAUCAGGAAAGACUUGCACAUUGUUUUUGCAAACAAAAUUUUGGCUGCUUCUUUAGGAUCCCCUGCACUGGCUGCCAUCACAAAAAAUGCUGGGAGGCAACUGCCUCGGAUUAAAGAUGUCAGUGAGAAGAUCCCGACUCCUUUACUGUUCACCAUUUACUUCGUUGGCAUCGUUCUGCUGUAGGCUGUCAGACUAGAAGAAAAGAACUCAUAUUGCUAAAAUGAUUGUAAAAUGUUUGAUAUGUGCUCUCUGAUUAUUAUCUCAUUUCUCUCAGUUUGUUUAUGGUGCAUUACGUCUCUUCAUUGUAUUACCUCUUAAGUAUAAGAAGAUAUGUAGUCCAUGGUCAUUGUGCAGUGGAUGAUCUGUAAAUAUAUCUCAAGUGGGAAAUGGUCAAGCCAGCUUAAUGCUGUUGAUGACAUGCUUAAGACCAAAAUGUAAGAAAACUGUCGAAAACAUUGAAAGAAAAGUGCGGCAGACAUUAU